This is a messenger RNA of Ictalurus punctatus (channel catfish), 821 nucleotides long. RefSeq names its product ly6/PLAUR domain-containing protein 1. The transcript has 3 exons. The coding region runs from base 181 to 621 and encodes 146 amino acids. Gene Ontology annotation, molecular function: acetylcholine receptor inhibitor activity. NCBI's taxonomy places the organism in Eukaryota, Metazoa, Chordata, Actinopteri, Siluriformes, Ictaluridae. The record is from RefSeq and is a predicted model, not a curated record. Gene Ontology annotation, biological process: acetylcholine receptor signaling pathway.
CUCUCUCUCUGUGUUCUCUACCUCCUGCUUCAGGUCUCUGUUCUCUCUGUGACUCUCCACAGCCAGUCAGUUGGACGCACAUCUCUCUUUCUCUCUCUCUGUAUCUCUAUGAGAAGAUGAACAGAUGACUGUCUCUUGAUAAAGAGGAGGAGAAGAAACAGUUGAUGGAUUUAAAGGAAAAUGCAAACGUUGUGUGUCUUCACCUGUCUGAGUGUCUGCGUCUUCACUACAGUGUGGCCGUUACAGAUGCAGUGUUAUCAGUGUGAGGAGACCCUGAUGAAUAAUGACUGCUCGGCUGCGACCUUCAUCGUAAACUGUACGGCAAACAUUCAGGACGCGUGUCAGAAGGAGGUGAUGGAGAACACACACGGUGUGUUUUACCGGAAGGCGUGUGCGUCCUACACCACCUGUUUGAUCACCUCAGCGGGGUAUCAGCGUUUCUGUUCUCCGGGUCGUGUGGGUUCAGUGUGCAUCAGCUGCUGUAACACGCCGCUGUGUAACGGGCCACGCCCUCCACACACACACUCCACAGGACACGCACACACCUACACACACAGUCAACACCUCCUCUCCAUCCUGACGCUGGUUGCCGUGGCCCUGCCCACCCUCACACACGGAUAGUGGGUGGAGCCAAAAUCCCAAACCGGACAGAACUUUAAAGGACAUAAUCGCAGCUGGAUUAAACAUUUACAUUUAUGAUGAAUAAAGUUACGCGCUGAAACAGUUCAGUGAUCACUGCAUUCUGUACUCUGGUAAUGAUGUCAAAAAAUAAAGUGAUUAAGUUUUAAGAUUAAAAAAAAGAAGAUAAGAUCAAAGUUUUA